AUGUCAUAUACAUUUUGUAGCGCCGCGUUGUUGCGGUUUCUCUUCUUUCAAUCAUAUUCACAUUAUAACCUCUUCUCUUCUCUUUAUCUUUUAUCAUCAUCAAAUCGAUUCAGAGAUGGAUACCAGCUAGCGUCAAUAAUGUCGAAUAAUAAUGCCGGAGUAAACGAUCAUACAUUCCAAGGGAGGAAGAAGAAGUUAUCAGUUUGGGUUAAAAAGAUAAUUCAGCCCGCUAAAGAAAGUGGCCCCGCAGCUACAACAGUGACGCAUGCGAAUAACAGUACGAAUCAUGGACAAGGAUCUUCGACCAUUAAACGGGCUUCUCCAUCUUCCAUUUCUUCACGCCCUGCUGAAACCAUAGGUUCGCCAUUCCAAUAUGGCGGAGCUGGUUACUGUGCUGAAGGGGAUGAUGAAGCUGCUCGGGUUCACAUUCAGGUGCAGGAUCAGGAUCAGGAUGAAAAUCAAGAUGAGGAUUAUUAUGAUAACAAUGGAGAGAUUGAAUCAAAUUCACAAAUUUCAACACGAGCCAUAAGAGAGCUUUCACCGGCGAGAACGGAUUCCAUGAAGGUAUUUUGGGGUGAUGACCCAAAGAGAUUACGUUCCGAGGCAGAUUCAGAUUUAAUGGUGCCGUCUAGAGACGACGAUUCAGAUAGUACUGACAACGUCAGCAUUCAAGCUCUUUUCUCUAUGGGUUCAUCGUCUUUCAAAUCUUCUACUUUUUCAGAUGUACACUCUUUACAAUCUACAAGAGCUACAGUUGUAUCAGGCAGAACAACGGAGACAAAUUCGUCCACAGUUGCUAUACCACCGGCAAGCAUUUUAGAUAGGACAAGACAUGGUGGUUCUGCUGCCAAUUCUACUACGACUACGAAUUUGGGUUCACCGACUCCAUCACUCCAUCACCACGGCCAUCAUCACCAUCACCACCACCACCAUCCUCCACACUCAAGACACAUAUCAAGGCCAAACAGCAUUAGACAGAUGCCAUUACAAAGGGAAAGGGAGAACAAUGCGGCCACGGCUACUAUAAAGUAA
This is a messenger RNA of Zygosaccharomyces rouxii, 1032 nucleotides long. RefSeq lists its product as uncharacterized. The record is from RefSeq and is a predicted model, not a curated record. The coding region runs from base 1 to 1032 and encodes 343 amino acids. The transcript has a single exon. NCBI's taxonomy places the organism in Eukaryota, Fungi, Ascomycota, Saccharomycetes, Saccharomycetales, Saccharomycetaceae.